ACGAAAAUAAAAAUUUACUUCAAAUUAAUAUUCCUACAACUUGGAAUUUCUUUUUCAUGAGAACAAAGCAAAUGUAUCUUUGCAUGCAAGAUGGAAUCCAUCUUGCAACAAAAAUCAGAAAUCGACUUUUAUCAAGUACUGCAACAUUAUCUAUCAAUAAUCAUCAGAUUAAUAUUAAUGAUUUGUUUUUUAUAAUUGACAACUAUUCUAAAAUUGAUCAUAACUUAGUGAAAUCUGAUGUUUUUCCUCAUGAUCGACAAAAUUUCUCUUCUUGUGUAAAAAUCACGUCGGAUGAUGUAUUGAAUUUAUUGAAAGACAUGAAUGCUAAAGGCACUUAUAUCUACCUAUAUUUGUUGAAAUUAGUUAUCAUUACAUAUAUUAAAGCAGAUACCGAUAUCUUCGUACGUUUAUACUACGGUUGGAUUCUUGCAUUUUCAUAUCGGAUGUGGUGUAUUCAGCUAGAAGAAACUUACUCUCCACAAGAAAAAAAUAAUCAUUUUAUUACUAAAGCUGCAUGGUUAUCUGUAGAAAUUAAUAUUCAUUGUUUAACAUCAUUAAUAAUAUUAGUAUUACAAGGAGUUUUACCAUCUUCUUCUCUUCAUACUCAUCUAUUUAGUAGUCAACCACGCGAGAGUACAUUUCGUAGUGCUCGUGCUCUAUCUGGUACUUUCUCUUCAAUAACAAAUUUCUCAGUAUCUCAAUUUCUAAAUAAAAUCGAAAAAAUUUCAAUACUUAAUCAUUUUAAAUCCACCGAAGGAGAUAAUGUUGAAUGUCCAUUAAAAUUUCCAAUUCAUCAUAAGAACAAACAUAAGGAGAAAAUAUCAUCUACAAUUAGUUUAAGUUCAUCAUCAACAACAAUAAAUGAUAUAGAAAAAAUUAUCAUUAAAGCUUAUCAUGAAGCACAAAACAUCAUGAACUCCUUACACUUAUUACAAAUUCUAAAAGAAAAUGAUCUCAAUGAUAUUCAAAAAUUAAAUUCAUUUGUUUUCCACCAGCUUGAUUCAAAAUCUAAAGUUGAUUAA
Messenger RNA from Rotaria sp. Silwood2, 1022 nucleotides. Lineage: Eukaryota; Metazoa; Rotifera; Eurotatoria; Philodinida; Philodinidae. The record is from the annotation of a GenBank genome assembly.